Gossypium raimondii (Peruvian cotton) is the source of this 1429-nucleotide messenger RNA. RefSeq lists its product as uncharacterized. The record is from RefSeq and is a predicted model, not a curated record. The transcript has 6 exons. Gene Ontology annotation, biological process: protein retention in ER lumen. Bases 356 to 1195 code for a protein of 279 amino acids. Gene Ontology annotation, cellular component: membrane. Gene Ontology annotation, molecular function: ER lumen protein retrieval receptor activity. NCBI's taxonomy places the organism in Eukaryota, Viridiplantae, Streptophyta, Magnoliopsida, Malvales, Malvaceae.
UCUUCCCCCGAUUUAAAACACCAUGGGCAAAUCCAAGGCUACAUGGAAUUAUAAUUUUCUUUUACAAAUUAAUAAUAGAAUUUAGAAGACAUGCCAAACAUUUUUCAGACAGAAUUUAAUUGGUCCGCCGACUUGUCCGGAAUACAGUGAGCUAACAAAACCUCAUCCUCUUUAAUGUCAACAUCUCGAACCACAACCAAAAACAGUUCAACCACCCUCCAUUAAGUGUUGGUCUAAACCCGCGUGCCUCUCCGGUUUCCGCCACUAAAACAGUUUGUUUAACCUUUUUGACACUCUUCUAACUUGAAACUACUCCCAAAAAUUCCUCUAACAAAACCAGUUCGUGUGUGAGACAAUGAAGGGUAAGGCAACCAAGAACCCAAUCUUCGCCUUCACCACAUGGAUCCGACGACAACCACCGAAGAUGAAAGCGUUUUUAGUGACCAUCUCAGGGAUGGCAGCUCUUUUGUUCUUGAGAAUGGUGGUGGAAGAUCACAACAAUCUUUUUGUUGCUGCUGAGACUGUUCAUGCUUUGGGUACUUUUGUCCUUAUUUACAAGCUUACCAAAGAGAAAGCUUGUGCUGGACUUUCCCUUAAAUCACAGGAACUAACAGCUAUAUUUUUAGCCGUUCGAUUAUACUGCAGUUUUGUAAUGGAAUACGACAUACAUACACUACUUGAUACAGCUACGUUAGGGACAACCCUUUGGAUCAUUUACAUGAUCCGUUUUAAACUAAGGUCAACGUACACGCACGACAAAGACAAUUUAGGAAUCCAGUAUGUGUUUAUUUCCUUACAGGUCAUACCUUGUGCGGUUUUGUCGUUGUUUAUUCAUCCAACAACAAGUCAUCUUUUAUUCAAUAGGAUUUGCUGGGCUUUCUGUGUUUACCUCGAAGCUAUUUCGGUUCUGCCUCAGUUGCGGCUCAUGCAGAACAUUCAGAUCAUCGAACCGUUUACCGCACAUUACGUGUUUGCGUUGGGUGUUGCGAGGUUCUUUAGUUGUGCACAUUGGAUUAUCCAGGUAUUCGACACUCGAGGGCGCUUAUUGACGGCUCUGGGAUACGGAUUAUGGCCUUGUUUCGUCCUGCUUUCCGAGAUUGUUCAGACUUCCAUUUUGGCAGAUUUUUGCUACUACUAUGUUAAAAAUAUCCUCGGCGGACAACUCGUCGUGCGACUCCCCUCCGGUGUGGUGUAAACUUUGAAGGUAGCAAAAUAAGGAUGGCUAGUGUACUUUCAUUCUCUUGUGGCGGCAACUAAGGCAAUGAUUACGAGGAAUCAAUAAAGUUAAGGAUGAAUUAUAUUUGUUCAUAUACGUAGUUCAUUUGAAUAUUUCACCAAAAUAAACUAUAUAGUAUCAUCAGGUUUAAUGUUGUAAGAGCUAUGUCGGUUGUCAAACUGAUCAAAUCAUAAUGAUUUUUGAUUCAAUCAA